AUGGAUAUCCGUUAUCCAGUAAGAAAUUAUAUAGUUUUUCCAGGGACUCCAAGCGUAAAAUAAGCUUUCAGUGAUGCGUUAUACAUGUUAUUAUGCACUCAAUUUUAUAUGCGACUAAGAGUAAUUUUUCUUACAUUAUAACUUAACUCGCAAAACUUUAUUUUGUUACAGGUAAACAGUGAGGAGUAAAUUUAUUUUUGAUUCUGUUACUUACAACUAUUGUAAUAGUCGAACUGAUUGUUCUAAUUGAACAAAUAAUCAAAGUUUGAAACUGAUUCUUGAAUCGAAACAGUUCAAUGUAAAAUGGAUUGAUGAAUUCUUUACACGACUUUACGUGAGAGGCUAAAACUACAAAAACAUUGAAUCAAUGGAUUCGAAGAAGAAUAGUACCGUCUGUUGAAUAUCUGAAACAGGCUUUGAUAGAAAUAGAUUGAAUGCACAGUUUACUUAAGCGUCUGACUAGUCAAUGCAAAUCGUCAACGUAGUUUUUUAACUAUAAAAAAAUGAAAUGUUUUUAAUUUUAAAAUAUAAAAAUGAACUUUUAUCAUUCAGUUAUUCAAUCUUAAAAUAUUAAAUUGACAUUAAUUAACAUUUUUUUCAAAGACAUUAAUAUUUAUUUCACAAUUUAUUUCCAUUCUGAAAAGAAAAUUCAAUCUCCAUUGAGACAAAUCCAAUUCACUUAUUCAUCCACUUAAAUAAUUAAAAUCUGUCCUUUAAAAAAUAUUUGAAAUAUUAUCAGAUUCAAAAUAUUCAAUAAAUCCCAUUAUAAUGCUUAACAAAUAUUAUCUAAAAUUUACAGGUGACGUGCCAGGAUGAAGACAGCACUCAAUGCAUGCCAAAACAAGUUUUCCUAGCUCUAUUGCGCCAUCCGGAAGUUAGUUCGAAUUUAGCUGCUUAUUCUAGAGCAGCAAGAGUAACUGGCGAUGCAAAAAGUCGCAACGAUAUGGCACACCUGAGAGCUCUGACCGAGGAAGGCGACGACUCGGAGAUCUGCGUACCUGGUCGCGUUUAUUUGCAACUGUUGAAGGAUCCUGUUGUACGUGGCGAUCUCAGCAUUAUUCUUAAUGGAAGAACACAGAAGUUACCGGAUCUCCUGGGACGUUUGCUCGAUGAUAGCGAUGAUAUAGACGCGAGAGAAUUCUCGCCCGAAUCUCAGAAAAGAAGCCUGGCAACGUUGGCUAAGAACGAUGAUCUACCAAUUAGUAUUCACGAUCGUGUUGUUGAAAAUGAAGAUGAUGAAGAGAAGAGGGCUGUAAUUUCGAGCGAGCAAUCAGAGCAAAAUGAUUAUCUCCUACCAAGUCGUUCAGACCUACAAGCUUUCACACGAGAUUAUCUAAUGGAGAAACGAAACGUUGGCACUUUGGCUCGAGAUUUCGCAUUGCCACCUGGUAGACGUAACAUGGCGUCGCUGGUUCACGAUUACGAUCAGAGUAAGAGUAAUAAUAAAGAACCUAUGGCACCUUACAAUGGAAAAAGGAACGUCGCUUCCUUGGCGAGAACGUUUACUCUGCCUCAAAAUGGGAAAAGGAACAUAGCGUCCGUAGCCAGAGACUAUGGACUUCCUUAUGGGAAAAGAUACGUCGGUUCUCUAGCUAGAACAGGCGAUUUUCCUGCCAGAAAUCAAAGGAGUGUCUCAUCUUUGGCUAAAAAUUCCGCUUGGCCAGUUUCAUUGAAGAGAGGUGUUCUCCUACCCGGAAGCGUGAUUCUCAGGACCCUCUCCCGCCAUGGUAGAUCGAUGACGGACGAAAUGAACGCGAGGAACGACCUGUUGGAUCUUCAGGAACUGAAUAAUCUGGAACAGAAUCAGGGAAACGAUUACGAAACAGUGGAGGAGAAGUUGAACGAUUCGUUGGCGAAAAUUGAGUCGAACGUUAGGAGAUCUAAAAGACAGAUUGGAUUCUCCGAUGAGUACCCUCUGCCUGUCUUGCAGAAUACGAAUGUUUUUGAUUAUGAAGAGAUGAUGGAGGCACUCAAUGGACAAUACCCGAAUGCAGAGAAGAGGGAGAAUCCCGCAGAUGGGACCUCGUCCGACUACUCCUCCAACACGUCAAGGUCGCUAAGACCUAACUUCAAUCCAAGGGCACGCUACAUUCAAGCCUUGCACGAGGAUUGUCGACACGGCUUCGAAAGGUUUCUUCCCUUACCGACUAUGGGUUCAUUGAGAUAUCUCGAGACUGUUCGAAACAAAACUGAACUCAGAAGGAUUACCAAGAAAAUGGGCGGAGAUCCAGAGAAUUUUUUACAAGAAAAACGAAAGCCAUCAUGCGCAAUGAAACGUCGAUCGAUAAUCUGACUGACUUUCACCAGUGCCCAUGCAAUCAUCGUCCGUUAAAAUAUGCCGCCCACGCUUCGAUGAUAGUUCAACUGAGCGUGUUGAGAAUAAUCGUAGCCCUGAUCGUACCAUUCCGCCACCGAUGCAGAAUUCCCAGUACUAGAGGACGAUGUAGCAGCAUGACUUGCGUGCGAGGAAUGCUGAUGACUCGAGUGACUCGACGUGUAUUCACUUUGGAAGUGAUUGAACUGUCCCCAACCGAGUUGCGCCCUGGACCAAUCGGUGUUGCCUGAAAUUUGGACGAAUGUCGUUGUUUAUUAUCGCGCCUCGACAAGAACUAAAAUCACGGGGAAGACAAAAUAUUAACAACACUUCAAUAAUGUAAUAUAUCCAACUGACCAGGGUUAUGAGAGAGAGUAGUUGGUACCCCGUGUGCUGCAGGAGGUUGAAUCGUUGGUACCUGCCCCAGUUGCAUCGUGUGCCCCUGUAAGGAACUUAGAUGUCCUGAAAUCGACACCGCAUGUCCUUGAAGAGCACUGCUGAUCGUGGAAGGCACUUGAGCCACAGACGUGGUGUUUGAUAUCUGUGCAUUGUUCCCUGGGACUUGAUGAACAGUUGCACUUGCUUGUUGCAAUGUCGUUGGACUAUGAUGUAACGUGGUUGGUACUUGAGUUAUUCCGGGUGGCAUUUGAGGUACGUGUGGUAUUUGUGCAAGCUCAUGGCUCGCGUAUUGACAAGGUGUCAAUGGUAAUCCCGCUACCGAGUGAGCUAUGCUUCCUGCGUGUUUUCGUAGUCGUGCUCUGCGAUUGCUGAACCACACCUGAAAUGAUUAUAAAUGUUUCAGUUAGUUGAGAUAUUGAGUAUCUAAUACAUUUUAUUAUAUUGACGGAGUAUUCAGUUUUUGAACGUAGAAUAAUUUUAUAUUUUGAAACACAGUGGUGACUGGGUCGGAUUUUUGGAAUUGAAACAUUUCCAUACUGAUUUUAAGAUUCUCUCUCAGUUCCAUUAUAUAACUCAAUCUAAAACAAACGGCUAACUUUCACUUGAAUCUCUUUCAAAGUGAAUUAUUUAUUUCACACAUGUCAGGCAUUGUAUGGUUGAAUACAUACUGUAGUAGAUGUUGACGUUGAAAGGAUUAAUUGAUGGGAUACUCGACAAAUGACGUAAAACUCACUUGAAUUCUUGCUUCUGUGAGGCCAGUCCUCUGAGCUAAUUCCUCUCUUGCAUAAACGUCCGGAUACUGAGCACGCUGGAACGCGGUCUCCAGUUGUUCCAGCUGUUCUCCGGUGAAUGUCGUUCUGCUUCUUCGUUGCUUUCGCUUCAAAGGAAUGCCAGGUUCACUCUCUGUAUCGGAUUCAUCGCCGCAACGACCUAUGGAUCGUCGAAUUAUUCUUAUUAUCUUAUUUACCUUAAGUUACGCGAAUUAGUUUCGAGUCAUGACACGCUUUUAUGGUUAAUUAAUCACGUUUAAUUAAUGGAAUAAAUGAUACAGCUAUUCUGUCAAGUAUUUGAGAAUAAGAUGCUGCCUGUGAAUUUUCUGACUCAGUAGUUAAUUAAUUGGUUAACUGAUGAUCAAUUGAUUAGUUGAUUAACAGAUUGCGGAUAUUUAUGUCAAUCUACAAUUUUAUGAAGAUAAAUGUAGGUAGAAUUUAUGAAGAUAAAUGGAAGAUAAAUGGUUUUCAUUUAUUGAACAUUCUGGACAUUUUAUACAUUUUUAUGUAUUACGUAUUUCAAAUUCGUACUCCGGUGAUUAGAUUAAAAUUUGGAUAAUUCACGGAUUCAGAGAUUAUGGUAAAUGUUCCCGCAACCACUCAAUUUUGAACUUCUCGAUAUUAUGUGAGUUAGAUAAAAGAUGUUAACUGACAAACAAGUGUUUUUCAUUUUCUUCUAUUACAUGACUCUUUUACUUUUAAUUUAACAAUAGAUUUUAUCUGGUAUUUACAAUCAAUCAUUCCAAUACAUUGAAUUCUCACAAAUCUCUUUCUGAAACAUCUCCCUGGAAGUCUUCCUAGAACUGGAAGAUCCUCAUUAACAAUCGAUUCUAACGCAAUCGCGUAAAAAUUUCUCCUUUCUUCAAAAACUUCUCCUUUCAGCAGCCCAAACCAGAUGCACAACUGAAAACAUUCGAGAUGUCUUUUCUUUUUGCAUUCGAUACUCGAACCAAUCUGCCGAUUUUUAUAUCCUCUUACUGGUCAUUGUACCGGUGAUUCUUAAACUAUCUUCAAAUAUCCUCUUCGUAUUUAUUUGACCAAAUAAUAGGAAUACAAACAGCUCGUGCGCCUGUUUCUCUGAAUGGCGGUAAAAGGCACAAGGAUGUAUAUACACCUUUGUAAUAAUAUAUAACAAUGUACAGCUCACGAAAUAAGCCAAUAAGGAUGACCAUCGCGAUCGUUCGGGGUAAGAACAGUCUGCUCCUAAGUCGACUCUCUAUUGUAUCACUUAGUGUCCAUUAUCGUUCAAUCGAGCGUCCAGAAACGAGACCAUUGUGAGAUCGAGGAUUUCACUUCUGUCUUUCUUUACUUCUUUAUCUUCUCUUUACUUUACUUUCUUUUUUUUUUUUUU
This is a messenger RNA of Heterotrigona itama, 4834 nucleotides long. The record is from the annotation of a GenBank genome assembly. NCBI's taxonomy places the organism in Eukaryota, Metazoa, Arthropoda, Insecta, Hymenoptera, Apidae.